This is a messenger RNA of Meloidogyne enterolobii, 369 nucleotides long. The record is from the annotation of a GenBank genome assembly. NCBI's taxonomy places the organism in Eukaryota, Metazoa, Nematoda, Chromadorea, Rhabditida, Meloidogynidae.
UUUCUUAAUUCUUCGAGAUUUUUUUUAUUUUUCUUUCGAAUUUUUAAAUUUUUUUUUUUCAAUUUACAGAAAAUUUUAUCAAUCUAUUCUGACUUAAUUCUUAUUGCUACAAUGUAUACACCAAGAUUUCCCAAAUCUGUCAAAGAAAAUAUUAAACCGCGUGGAGUUUUGGUUCGUGAAAUUAAUUCUUUAAAUAAUGAUUGGAGAGAAGCAUCUUCUUCUAAUGAAAGUCAAAUUACUUCAAUUUUAAAAUUUCGUGACCAAGUGAAGCAAAUUUCUAAAGAAGAAUUGAAGAAACAACUUGAUGAUCGUUUUUAUCGUUUGACCAAAGCCGAUAUCGUAUUUGAAGAUGACAAAAUGGAGAUGUGA